UCACUGGUUGGAACCUCGAAAAACAAGCAUGCCGCGUAAAUCAUUCCAUUCUGGCAAUAAUGCGCGUAAAUUACGGCAUGUUAGGUGUAAGUAAUCGUCCCGUAUUAAUUUGCUUAUUGUGAGUGAAAGUGAAUGCAUCUACGUAGUCCUAAUUUGCCAUUAUAAAUAUCCAGCAGAUGCGGAUUAAUUAGCCAGAACACUAUCCACAUGGGAUACCGUGUUCACCAUGUGGAGAUCAUGGAAGACGCUUUUAUUUGUGCUUUAUCAUAUCUUUGUAUUUCUCUUUGUGGACUGAGGCAGCGGACAAGUUAUGUCCGAAUUUGUAUGGCGACGAUGAUGACGAUAGCGAAGCCCUUUUAGCCGGCAGCUCGGGAUUUUCAGAGACUCGCUCCUGUCAACUGGACUGCACACGCGACGAUGAAUUCGACAUCAUAUGCGAGAACACCCGUUUCAACUACCUCAUCUCUAUGAUUAAGAACGUUAGCCUGCCGGACAGCAAAGGCAUCAAUCUCUUCAUAUGGAGCUCAACCGACAUUGUCGAGCUAGAAUCCGGCGUCUUCAGUCCGAUUCAAAAGCAACUGAAAAGUCUUCAUCUGUACAAUGUUAGCAAUCUCAUCAAUUUCCCCGUUCUACGGGAAAGCCAGAUACGGACCCUCAAAAUCCAGCUGGCACCCGGCGUCACGCAGUUCAAUGCGGAAUUACUUCCGGCCACUAUUGAGAAAAUUGUCCUGAUGGCCACCGGCAUUACCCAAUUACAGGUGGAUCUCCAAGAGGUUAUUCCCAUGCAGAAUAUGAAACUCUUUGCCUUUGCACACCACACCAUCACGGGACUGAGUAAUGACUUUAUGGACAUAUUUCCCAACUUGGAAACGUUGACCUUUACCGAUAAUAUUGUCUCGAUGGCGCGCAUUCCGGACUCCUUGUUCACCACGAAGAGUUUACUGAAGACAUUUGUCGCUGUUAACAACACAUUCACUUCGACAUUUGUCCAGCAACAGCUGUUCGAGACAAUUAUCGAAAAUUUGAAUGUGGAUAACGGCAGCGUGGUCAAUCUGGCCGGUAAUAACCUGCAGAUUACAAAAGAUGCUGUAACCGCGUUUUCGAGUAUUAACACCACCAGGAAAGUAGUUUUCGCCGGUAACCAAUUCGACCAGUUUUUCUCAGCCGGGGAAAUGUUUCGGGGCUUUGAGUUCUUGCAAGAUCUCGAUCUGAGUAACACCGGCGUGCCGAAACAGGUCGGAUUGUUCCGUAAACUCACUGUACUACGGAAGCUGGAUCUCAGUGGGAACCGCUUCCGGGAUCUGGCGCGUAUCGAUAUCUUCCAAAAUCUGACGUCACCACUGGAGACGCUUGACCUUUCCGAUAAUAUCAUGAUGGCUAUACCGAAAUCCGAAUCCUUCACCAAUUUAACAGCAACGUUGCAGGAACUCAUUCUCAGGGGUAACAAAUUCCACAGUGAUCUUUUGGAUGUACCCGAUGAGAACAGUUAUCCGGCGCCGGUUCCACUGGAAUUCACGUUCCCGAAGCUGACGCGAUUGGACUUGUCCAAAACGGGGUUAAAGACGUUUAAAGGAUCGUGGACAGCCAAUUUCCCAGUGCUGCGGACGUUGGAUAUCAGCUGCAACAAAUUCAAGCAAGUCACCAGAGAAUUUUUUGUGGAUCUGACACCCUCUCUGGAGGUGUUGGUUAUGGAAUUCUGCGCGGAAAGUAUGCAGGCUGCGCCCAAAGUGCACGAGCUGGCAUUCACGACCCUGGGUAAUGGGAGUCGGAGCAAGCUCUCGCAGUUAGUCCUCAAAUCCGGUUAUUUCAAAACAUGGAUUUUGAAAUAUUUGCGGCAACUGCCGGCGGUGACGAAAACGUCAUUAAAAUGGCUAGAUCUCUCAAAGAACCAGAUUAAAUAUCUGGAUGGCAAGAGUUUAACGGGUUUUAGUUAUCUGGAAAAAUUGAAUCUGGGAGAGAAUUUCAUCCAGACUAUCGGACCGAAAAUGUUCAGUGAUUUAAGUAAUCUGCGUUGGCUAAAUAUAUCCGGCAAUCACAUUGUCAGCAUACAGGUCGGGGAAUUUGCCGGGCUAAAUAAUUUACAACUCCUGGAUUUGUCCAAUAACGGACUGUUAAAUUUUGGUCUGGGAUCACUUGAUAGUUUAAAGGAGCUGACUCAUUUAUACCUGGCCGGCAAUAAUCUUCGUGGUUACAUUGGAAUGUUUGUCGAUGGUGGGAAGAAACUGCGGCAUCUGAGUUUAGCGCGCAAUCCCUUUAUAUCCCUAUAUACUUACCCAACAGGCUGUGUGGACCGCAAAGACCUGAUUCCACUGGAAAAUCUGCAGUUCCUCUACAUCGACAAAGCCGUUUCCUUGUACAUUGAUCACGGCAACGAAGACGGUCGAGCGAAGCUGAUCGCCAAGAUGCGGGCUACCAAACCGGAGCCGCGUGACCCAUACAAUUUUGACUGCCAGUUUGGGAUACCGCUGAACGGACCGGACGGAACCGCGCCGGAUAACCAUGAACCAGGUGGGUUCAGCGAAUGGAUGGAUGAUUUUCUGCGCCUGACGGUGUUCGAUCCGACGGAUUUGACCACGCGGACAUUCGUGGCUAUGAUCCCGAAGUGCAUCGCGUACAAUGACAAACAAGUGAGGAAUUCCACGACGAAUUUCAUCUGCCCCAUCAAAGAUCCCAAAACGUUCGAUCCGACCGCUAAAAAACCUGCAGAUGACAAUAACAGUUAGAAGAUGGUCUGUGGAAAAACAUGACUACAACUUUUGUUAUCGUUAUUGCAUGUACAGAGGGUGAUUUUGCAAUAUGCUUCCACUUUCUUUAUGAAUUUAUUGUCAUCCUCACCGUGCAUGUUUUAUUUUUAGAGCCGUUAAGUUUGAAAGCUCUUUCUCUUAGCGAUCAUAACAAAUUAAUUUUAAGGAAUAGAAAACAAUAUAGAAUACGGUAGGAUUUUGCAAACCGACAAGGGUCUGUGCGCUACACUGUAACAAUUUGCAAAUCGUUUUCCAAUGCUUUCCAUUAAAAAUUUGCUAAAAAAUCGUCAUCAAUUCAUACUCUAUGGGUGCCAGACUUCGUGAACUGUUACAUCAUGUGGCUUUCAGAAAACAUCUGGAUUCGUGAGAUUCUAGGCACUGGUACGUUGUGUUAGCUUCUUGAACUGGAAGACAGCCAUUUUGACUGCUUCCCUUGCGUUCCUCCCCGGGUUGCAAAUCCAGAUUGCUUUUUUUGAGAAGUUUUUUAAGCGACUUUUUUAGUAUAGACAUCUACGGUGGUUUUAUUACUGGGAGGGACCACAUGCACUGCAUUAUUGUCCCGGUAAAUAAUUUCGGAAAACAAACAUCAUCCGUUUUCGUUUUUUACCAAAUUUUGAUUUUUUGUUAAUACGAUACUUAAAAGCGGCAGCACGGAAUUUCGUAUCUCCUGUCCUAAUAAAGAAGCUACAUUUGCGCCUCACCGAUUACGAUGGUCUAUAUCAAAUUUCAGAAAAUAAGGAAACUGGCAAAAAGAUUUCCUCGUCAAAAAUUUGUUUAAGUUUGGAAAACUGGGCGUUCCGCUUUAAAAUCACUUUUGAGUGACACUUACUUCGUUUAUAGAAUUCAACUAAUGAUGAAUUAUAAAGCACAUAUUGAAGUAUUUUUAAGCGACAAGUAGUGAAGGAAAGAACAAGGGAGAGAAUUUCUACAAAUUUGUGUCCGUGCUGGAAGCAUAUUGCGAAAUCACCCUCUGUAUUCUGUAAUCCGUAUAUUCGAAAUACUGCUGCGUUACAGUUGCCGUUUUUAUAUCGAUGGUGGUGCCUUCCGUGUUUGUUCAUGUGUUUUUUACACACACAAGGGAAAGAAUAAAAGCGUCCAG
Paramacrobiotus metropolitanus is the source of this 3843-nucleotide messenger RNA. RefSeq names its product chaoptin-like. Bases 468 to 2723 code for a protein of 751 amino acids. Gene Ontology annotation, molecular function: protein binding. Lineage: Eukaryota; Metazoa; Tardigrada; Eutardigrada; Parachela; Macrobiotidae. The record is from RefSeq and is a predicted model, not a curated record. The transcript has 3 exons.